Molecule: messenger RNA, 600 nt
Organism: Esox lucius (northern pike)
Lineage: Eukaryota; Metazoa; Chordata; Actinopteri; Esociformes; Esocidae
Gene: faub
Product: FAU ubiquitin like and ribosomal protein S30 fusion b
Exons: 5
Coding region: 98-496 (132 amino acids)
Biological process (GO): translation
Cellular component (GO): ribosome; cytosolic small ribosomal subunit
Molecular function (GO): protein binding; structural constituent of ribosome
Source: RefSeq, a predicted model, not a curated record
CGUCAUAGUUAUGCGCAUAUAAAUACUUUCGUUUAUUUCCAGCAAUUACUGAAGGGACGUUUGCGCUUCGUAAAAUACUGCGAGACGUUGGUUGACCAUGCAGCUGUUUGUGCGUGCUCAGAAUCUUCACAGGUUGGAGGUGUCCGGGCUAGAAACCAUUGCCCAAAUCAAGGCUCAUAUUGAAGCAUUGGAAGGACUGUCCUGUGAUGACCAGGUGGUUUCAAUGUGUGGGGUACCCCUGCUGGAUGAUGCAGUAAUCAGCCAGUCGGCACUGGAGUUCAGCACACUGGAAGUUACCCCUCGAAUGGUGGGAGGCAAAGUCCACGGCUCCUUGGCUAGAGCGGGAAAGGUCAGGGGACAGACCCCUAAGGUGGACAAGCAGGAGAAGAAGAAAAAGAAGACCGGCAGAGCUAAAAGAAGGAUCCAGUAUAACCGCCGCUUUGUCAAUGUGGUACCAACAUUUGGCAAGAAAAAGGGGCCCAACGCUAACUCCUAAAUCCAUUUAAUGUCAUUAUCAUUCACACUGUGUGAGCAAUGGAAUGGAACCAAGUUAUCUUAAUUUGGGUGAUGUUUGAGAUGCAAUAAAACUCAAUGAGGAUA